GACAAGCAGGACAGCUGGACCCGCUGGCCGGGCCUGGGGGUGAAGUGGGCUGUGGAUGUCCUCGGCGAGAGUGAGCAAAUCAACAACGACCCGACUCGGCGGCCAGUCUAGCGCACCGGAUGACGCAGACGCACGAUGCAAGGCGAGAAAGAAGCGCAGCUCGCAACAGCAGGAAGAUCUCGAGACUGAAUAAUGAAAGGAACGAGCGACAGUGUUAUUGGACAACGAGAAACGACGGGUCCUGUCUGUACUGGUUUCGAAAAACGAAUGAAGGGCAGGCCGUUGGAGGGCUUGCAGAUGGUGCGCUGCAAGGUGAGUUGUCCACGCCCUCAAUCUCUGAGAUGUAUCUGCAGCAUGCCCCACGGCUCCAUUCAAGCGGGGACAGCGGCGCCCAUGCAGCGAUUGAAAGACCGACAAUAGAGACGCGCGAGACGCAUCGGGUGCGAUUGCGUGGCGUUAGCAGGAGUCCGGGGGAGACGUACUCCGUACACCGGCAGCCAAGCGCCGGUUCUGUAUGGUAUGGAGGUAUCAAGGAGACGGAAAAGUGCACGGGCCUUGGCCAGCACCAAGGCGGGCCCGAGUGCCACCGUGGCGCCAAGUUUCGCUCGCCGGAGCCUGCCCAUUUUCCAGGGUUUCAAGCCUCCCAGGCCGGUGCCACGAGUCGCAUCACUAAACCGACCCUUGCCAUUGUUUCCCAGCCAUCGAGUUUCUGCAACGAUGGUCGAGCCCGCACCAUCAGCGCGCCUGGCCUCGAGUAUGCGACCACCCUACGGAGUACCAUGACACGCUGAGCAGCGCUUCGAUUGUACGUACACAGCAUGGCGGAGUCUCUUAUCCAUGAUCGCUCCGCGCAGGUUGCCGCUCGGCCUCGAAAUAAAAAUAAACGGAAAAAAACUGGCGGUGAGCAGCAGUCCGAGCUUUCUUCCCCCGGACUUGGUCCAAGGCCGA
Parathielavia appendiculata is the source of this 948-nucleotide messenger RNA. RefSeq lists its product as uncharacterized. The record is from RefSeq and is a predicted model, not a curated record. The transcript has 2 exons. NCBI's taxonomy places the organism in Eukaryota, Fungi, Ascomycota, Sordariomycetes, Sordariales, Chaetomiaceae. Bases 120 to 791 code for a protein of 223 amino acids.